Messenger RNA from Acomys russatus (golden spiny mouse), 1517 nucleotides. RefSeq names its product S-phase kinase associated protein 2 (gene Skp2). Lineage: Eukaryota; Metazoa; Chordata; Mammalia; Rodentia; Muridae. The record is from RefSeq and is a predicted model, not a curated record. The transcript is spliced from 10 exons. The coding region runs from base 207 to 1517 and encodes 436 amino acids. Gene Ontology annotation, molecular function: protein binding.
GGACUUGAGAGCCAGGCCCGAAACUACAAUUCCCAGCAGGCGACGGGGCUCCAGAAGGCGGCUUGCUAGAGAGCGGGAUGCGGAGCUCUGCGCGCGCGGUGGGGAUGGAACGUUGCUAAUUCGCGGGUCCCGCUGCUGGAGCCUCGGGGAACCCACUACGCCGCGCGCUGGAGCGGGAGUCUGGGAGGCAAACAGCUCAUCGAUUAAUGCAAGCUUUCAAAGCUCCUGAAUUUGUGGACGCCAUGCACAGGAAACACCUUCAGGAGAUUCCGGACCAGAGUAGCAACGUCACCACCAGCUUCACGUGGGGAUGGGAUUCCAGCAAGACUUCUGAACUGUUAUCAGGCAUGGGUGUCUCUGCCUUGGAGAAGGAAGAAGUGGACAGUGAAAACAUCCCCCAUGAACUGCUCUCAAACCUCGGCCACCCCCAGAGCCCUCCAAGGAAACGGCUAAAGAGCAAAGGGAGUGACAAAGACUUUAUGAUCAUCCGUAGGCCUAAGCUCAAUCGAGAGAACUUCCCAGGUGUUUCCUGGGACUCCCUUCCAGACGAGUUGCUCCUUGGGAUCUUUUCCUGCCUGUGCCUCCCUGAGCUGCUGAGAGUCUCUGGAGUUUGCAAGAGGUGGUACCGCCUCUCGCUCGAUGAGUCUCUCUGGCAUUCCCUGGACCUCGCAGGUAAAAACCUGCACCCCGAUGUGACAGUCCGGUUGCUCUCUCGAGGGGUGAUCGCCUUCCGCUGCCCGAGGUCGUUUAUGGAGCAACCACUGGGUGAAAGUUUCAGCUCUUUGCGUGUCCAGCACAUGGACCUGUCGAACUCGGUUAUAAAUGUGUCAAACCUCCACGGGAUUCUGUCUGAGUGCUCCAAGCUACAGAAUCUAAGCCUGGAAGGCCUGCAACUUUCAGAUCCCAUUGUCAAAACUCUUGCCCAGAAUGAAAACUUGGUGCGACUUAACCUCUGUGGGUGCUCUGGAUUUUCUGACUCUGCCGUGGCCACCCUGCUAAGUAGCUGCUGCAGACUGGAUGAGCUGAACCUCUCCUGGUGCUUCGACUUCACGGAAAAGCACGUGCAAGCGGCCGUCACACAUUUACCAGACUCCAUCACCCAGCUGAACCUCAGUGGCUACCGAAAGAACCUCCAGAAAACAGAUCUUUGUACCUUAAUUAAACGAUGCCCCAACCUUGUCCGCCUCGACUUAAGUGACAGUAUCAUGCUAAAGAAUGACUGCUUUCCAGAGUUCUUUCUGCUCAACUACCUCCAACACCUCUCCCUCAGCCGGUGCUAUGAUAUAGUUCCUGAAACUCUACUUGAACUUGGAGAAAUCCCCACACUGAAAACACUACAAGUGUUUGGAAUCGUGCCGGAUGCUACCCUGCAGCUGCUGAGAGAAGCCCUUCCUCAUCUGCAGAUCAACUGCGCCUAUUUCACCACCAUUGCAAGGCCAACUGUGGACUACAAAAAGACCCCGGAGAUCUGGGGCAUCCGAUGCCGCCUGACUCUGCAGAAGCCCAGCUGUGUGUGA